Messenger RNA from Toxotes jaculatrix (banded archerfish), 8887 nucleotides. It is a transcript of the gene arhgap23a, whose product is annotated as Rho GTPase activating protein 23a. The transcript has 24 exons. Gene Ontology annotation, molecular function: protein binding. Bases 762 to 6293 code for a protein of 1843 amino acids. Gene Ontology annotation, biological process: signal transduction. NCBI's taxonomy places the organism in Eukaryota, Metazoa, Chordata, Actinopteri, Toxotidae. The record is from RefSeq and is a predicted model, not a curated record.
GACCGGUUCGUGUGGAGGGAGUGAGUGAUUGUUUGGAUAUGGAUUGAGUAACCAAAACAAGGAAGAAAGAGAAAGCAAAAGACAAAAAGAGGGAGAUAGAGUGAGGAAUGAAAUACCUGAUGCUUGCUGAGAUAAAGAGGGUCAGAGUUUGAUGAGACUGAGAUGAAGGGAUUUGUUUGGCACUAGAGAUAUAGACGGAGGGCGGAAGAAAAGAGAAGGAGAGAGGAGAGAGAGCAGUGGGAGGGAGGAGAGACAGAGAAUCCAGCCCUCUGGGACAGCAGUUUGUGUUUUGGGGGUGGACAGAGUGGCUUUGUAUGCAGAAGAUCACCGGACACCGACGGGAGGGACGCUGUCAGUUGUUCUCUGUGUGUGUCUGUAGUGAAACCAGACCUACCUCUGAUCCCAGCGCCACACACAGUCCUCCAUCUGCUGCCCAGGAGCCUGCCCUCAUCUUCCUCUCGAACCCCCCUCCUUCACCGAGAGUGUGUGUGACUGUGUGUUAGAGUCUCGAAGAGCUGAUUCUCUGAGGUCAGGAGUGACAGGCUGUGAUGUGGAACUUGUGGGAUUAAACUUUGUGGAGGCUCAGCAGUGACAGCGAUGGAUUGGAGCCAGGAGACGGGGAGCACAGAUUCUUGAGCUGAUGACCGGAGGAUCCCAGGGGAAGAUCUGCAAGCUCCACUAAAACCUCCCUUUGUCUGAUUGUAUCUUCCGUAUAUCUGCGUCUGAGACCUUGUGUAGUUACCCCGGCGUGUGAGCAGCCCAUGUGGGUGGUGAGGGAUGCGGAUCUGAACAAACUCCGUGCCCCGAUGCCCGCUGCUAUGCUCCCGUGCCCUGUGCCGGCCGGGUCUGACUGGAGCUUCCAGAACCCGGUGGGGGUGGACUGCAGCUCCCCCGAACCUCGCUGCAUCUGGCUGGCGGUGCUCCGUGGCACCACGGGCCCCGUGCCGCCGCCAUCCCCGCCGCCCGCCAUGCCCACUGGGCACAGCAAGAGCUCUCAUCAGGCCAGGGCUAAGGGGCGGAGGGAUGGUCUCUCCUCAGCCGGUGACAACCCUCGGCCGCCGAUGGCGACCCGGCCGGGAAGGGAGGGGGUCGGCGUGGGCUGGAAGGGCCCCCGGACGCUGGUCCUCCAUAAGAACUCCCAGGGUUUCGGUUUCACGCUGCGCCACUUCAUCGUUUACCCUCCAGAGUCCGCCCUGCACACGAACCUCAAGGAUGAGGAGAAUGGUAACGGAAAGGGGUAUCAGAAAGGUCGACUGGAGCCGAUGGACACCAUAUUUGUGAAGAAUGUGAGAGAAAAAGGUCCUGCCCACCAGGCGGGCUUGUGCACAGGGGAUCGGCUGGUGAAAGUGAACGGGGAGAGUAUUUUAGGGAAGACGUACUCGCAGGUGAUCGCCCUCAUCCAGAACAGCGAGAGUGUGUUGGAGCUCUCCAUUAUGCCAAAAGAUGAAGAUGUGCUUCAGCUGGUAAGUGCGUACUCCCAGGAUGCCUACCUGACAGGCAACGAACCCUACUCAGGGGGAGCUGAGAAUCUCCCGCCACCACCCCCCCUCUGUUACCCACACACCAAGACCACGCCCCCUGCUGGAGCCCCUCCGUCGGCCCCGAUGGGCCAGAACCAGCUGGAUAACUGGAGUCGCUGGCCAGGCUCUUCCAGCCCCUCUUCACCCCUGGAUAACCGCUCUGCUGUGGGCAGCCCCGCCAGCUGGCAGGCGGGGCGGGCAGGAGAGCCCGGAGGCGUGGGUCACAGCAGCCCGGCCCACCGCACAGAGGAGAUCCAGUACGGUAUGACCAGCCAGCAGCCUCAGGGCCAGAUCAGGGGGCGCUCCUACUCUUCCUCUUCCUCGUCAGGAGGCCCCUUAUCCAGCCCGCUCCAAGUCCACUACCCCAACCACCACGUUGCCAGCUCCUCACAGGCCCAGCCACGAAAGUCCAGCUCGGCCUGGACCAGUCCUCCCCUGCCCCAGCUCAGCCACAGCCGCAAUGAACGUUGCCAGCAGGCCCUCUCUGACUGGUACUACAGCCAGCUGCCCGAGCACUCAGGACGCUGCAUGCAGACCCGCCACCGCAGCUACUCUCAGGACCGGCUCAGCGAAACGAGGAGGCAGCAGCAGCGGACGGGUGGCUGGCCACACAGCGCCUCCCAGGACACUCUGUUGUUAUUACAGCAGUCAGGACCAGGACCCCACGGAGAGCCCGGCUGGUCAUAUGGAGACUGGGAAGGGGGCCCAGGUAGGGGCCACCCUGCCUCUAAAUAUACUCGAACUCGCUCUGAAAACCUUCUGGCCCAGUACGAUCGUCACGGCCGCUCGUUAGAGAUGCUGGACCGAGCAGCAGCUGGACUGGUGUCACCUCGGUCUGAGAGGCCUUCAUGGCUCCAGCAGGCUCCCCAGCCGCCCCCAAGGACUGAUGCCUACCCGAGGCAGGGGAGCCAUUACGGCGCAGCACAAGCUCCUCCGAUGUCCCGACACCCACAGCAGCAGCAUUCUAAACACCACCCACAGCCUCACACCCAGGCCCACUCCCAGCCCCAGGCCCAGCAGGCUGCCCCCCAGACCAGGCGACUUCCCCCUGGGCAGAGCAUGGACGAUCAGCCGGUGGGCUACCGCAGCUACAGCCCCUCUUUUUACCGCAAGACGGGCCGCAUUAUGCAGCAAGCCCACUCUUUCAGGGACCCUUCGUACUCUGGCCCUCACUUGAACUGGAACCCAGCGCCUAAAACCAGCCCCCCAGAGGGCACAGCGGCACCCCUCACCGCCUCCUCUGCAUCUCCCCUCGCCUCCGCCACUCCCGAAUCCCAGGACAGAGCGUAUAGGCCCACAAACCAUGAGAGGGAACGAGGGUCAGUGGAGGGGCAAGCAGAGGUGGUGCCACAGACCCAGGAGGUGGUGCUGAGGCAGAAACCUCCGACCGGGCGGAGGAAUGCCCACGGGAUGCGUCAUCCCCACUAUGCGCUGCCCAUGGAUGGGCUAGAACCCUCUUUGUUUUCUUCUGAUCCCCAGGACUCAGCCCCCGCCCCUGGUCCCACAGGAGACGUAGCCCUGCGCAAACCAAACGGCAACCUCGCCCCCCUCCCCAUAGAGGAUGACUCUCUGGCCUCCAUCCCUUUCAUUGAUGAGCCGACCAGCCCCGGUGCUGAUUUGCGCGCUCGCCACGUGCCGGCGUCCUCCGUGGUGUCCAGCGGCAUGAGUUCGGCGCCCGCCGUUGUCACCAGCCCCGCUUCCCCCACCUUCACCUUCCCCCUCACUAGGCUCUUCUCACACGACUGCAGCAGUAUUAAAUCCAGUCGCCGUUCCUCCUAUCUUCUAGCCAUCACCACCGAGCGCUCCAAGUCAUGUGACGAAGGACUCAACACGUUCAGAGAGGAAGGCCGAGUCUUCUCGAGGCUACCAAAGAGAGUGAAGAGUUUCUUAACAGAUGGGUCACUGGACAACCUUGGGACAGCAGAGGAGGUUCGAUCUAAGCGCCACUCCACCUCAGAGCUGGGAAACAUCACUUACAGCGACGUACGGCGAGAAGGAUGGCUGCACUUCAAACAAAUCCUCACAGAGAAGGGCAAGAAGGUGGGCAGCGGGAUGCGGCCGUGGAAGAGAGUCUUUUCUGUGCUUCGCUCCCAUUCGCUGUUCCUCUACAAAGACAAGAGGGAGGCGGUGCUUCGCGGGGCCACCAUCGGUGGCGCAGCAGAGGACGAGCAGCCAAUCAGCAUCCGGGGUUGCCUGGUAGACAUCGCGUAUAGCGAGACCAAACGAAAGCACGCCCUGCGGCUGACCACCCAGGACUUCUGUGAGUACCUGCUGCAGGCGGAGGACCGGGAGGACAUGCUGGACUGGAUAAAGGUCAUCAGGGAGAACAGCAAGACAGACAACGAGGAACUUGGCUUUUCCAGACAGGCCCUCAUCAACAAGAAACUGAAUGAUUACAGAAAACAAAGUCCAACAGGCAGCAAGCCCGACUCCUCUCCCAGGAUGCCCCGCAUGAAGCCUCCCUUCCUGCUCGCCAAGACGGAGAACGCUGCUGGAGCGCCACGCUCCCCCAAACCAGAGGGCAAAGAUGAGAGCAGCCCGCCAAAGUCUCCGUGGGGCAUCAACAUCAUGAAGAAAACAAAGAAGGCCGGGCCCAAAGCUUUCGGUGUGAGGUUGGAGGAAUGUCAGCCGGGUGCAAAUAACAAGUUCAUCCCGAUGAUCGUGGAGAUCUGCUGCGGUCUGGUGGAGGAGAUGGGUCUGGAAUACACCGGAAUCUACAGGGUUCCCGGGAAUAACGCCAUGGUGUCGAUGCUUCAGGAUCAGCUCAACAAGGGCGUCGACAUCAACCCUGCAGAGGAGAAGUGGCAGGACCUCAACGUUGUCAGCAGCUUACUUAAAUCCUUCUUCAGGAAACUUCCAGAGCCGCUUUUCACCAACGACAAGUACAACGACUUCAUUGAUGCCAAUCGGAUGGAAAAUGCAUCAGACAGAUUAAAGACCAUGAAGAAACUGAUCCGAGACCUCCCGGAUCAUUAUUACCACACACUGAAGUUCCUGGUUGGUCACCUGAAGACUGUCGCAGACAACUCAGAUAAAAAUAAGAUGGAGCCUCGUAACCUGGCUCUGGUGUUUGGGCCGACUCUGGUUCGGACGUCUGAGGACAACAUGAAAGACAUGGUCACACACAUGCCCGACCGCUACAAGAUAGUAGAGACUCUCAUCCAACAUUACACCUGGUUUUUCACUGAAGAGCUAGACAAAGAUGAAAAGACGCCAGUGGACACGGAGGACGUACAGCCCGCCCCCAACAUCGACCACCUGCUGUCCAACAUUGGCAGGACCGCUCUGCUCGGGGAGGCCUCCGACUCAACCAACAGUGACUCAGCUAAAUCAAAGGGGUCGUGGGGGUCAAAGAAGGACCUCACAGCCAAGGACUUCCUGACUCUGUCCAUCAUGUCAGCUGUAACGGGCCGCAAACGCAGAAAGCGCCACAACGCCCGUCGUGUGGGCAGCAGCACGGAUGACGACUCAGAGCACGAGCCAAUCAAAGCUGGACAUCUAGGGGCAGAGGAGGAAGAAGAGGAAGAGUCGCCUGUAGGAGACACUGCUCCUCGAGCGGAGGGAGAGGAGGAUGAUGACGAAGAGGAAGAAGAAGAGGAAGAUGAGGAAGUUGUAGAAAGCGGAGCGAAAGAAGAGGUAGAAGAGGAGGUGGUGGCGGUUAUUCCCAGUCGGCAGUGCUGUAUAGAGGAAGAGGAGGAAAGAGGAAGGCAGGCGGCGAUGUUGCUGCAGGAGGAGGAGGCACGGGCGGAGGUGAAGGGGCCAACGUGGCGAGCACCAGAGGAUGCACGCUCUAUCGUUUCUGGUUACUCCACCCUCUCCACGUUAGGGCGCAGCCUGGGGUCAGAGGGGAGGGGGGACGAUGCUGAUGAUGAGCACAGCGAGCUGGUGAGCGAGACGGACAACGAGAGCGGCUUUGCCUCGCGCUCCCUCACCCAGGAGAGACCCAGUAAACACCCAACUACACCUGUGAACACACAACCGGCAGCAGCACCGCGCAGCUUCCUCUACACACACUACAAACCCCCAGUGCUCUCACCCACAAACCUGCUUGCCCCGCCCACACCCCUCUCACACACACCAGACUCUGCGGAGAGGAGUGAAGGAGGAGCGCGCUCCACCACGCCCUCGUCCUCCUCCUUCUCCUCCUCCUCCACCACUCACAGACUGCACUCACGGCCUUCCUUCAACUCCCACAAGCUGAUCCAGUGCGACACUUUGGCCAGGAAGAAGCUGAAGUCGGAGAAAGCCAAGGCUCGCUCCCUGGACCUGUUGGAGCUGUCUGAGACCGCAGCCCAGGGCGACGGGGCCGGCUCUGGGUCGGAAGGUACACCCAGAGUGAGGAGAGAGACCUCCAGAACCAACCCCUCCUCAGGCAGCAGCCAGGAAAGCCUGCGUCUGGCGCGGCCCAAACCCGCACUGCCGCCCAGUGAGGCCGCCUCCUUCACCCCAACGGGCCCGGGCGGCAGGUCUCUGGCUGAGCAGGUGCGGGCUCGACUGCGGGGCUCGGCCGACGACCUGCACAGCGUGGGGAUGCGAAAACCGCUGUCACCUGAGACAAGAAGGAAGAGACGGGCUUGGCGCAGACACACUGUGGUGGCCUCCCCGACUGAGACGUCCGACAAGAGACCCCCACUGACUGCCAAUGAUUUCCCCUUGUCUCCUAUUAAUCAGAACCAGGUCAAAACACCAGGGCUGCCUCGGGAUGCAGACGGGCUUGAACACGGACCAGCUACUCGUCAAGUACCCACCUCUAGAUUCCACCAGUACCUGUGAGCCCUGCCACCUGACCCCAACCUCCAGGCUGAAGCUCCUGACUCUGAGGGGGGGUCCGGCCGAGCUGCUGGCUCCCUGCAGGUCAGUAGACCGACAGCAGUGUAAGCAGGGUUGUGGUUAGUUGCCAGGUGCAACACAGUGUACCAGAGAACAGGUCUUUAAGAGCAGCCCACCCUUUUCUUUUUGAUAUGCUCCAUUUGCAUGGCAAGGGGCAUUCCAGUGUUGCCAAAGCUUUUAUUUUUUUCCUAUAUGUGUGCUUUUGUAGAAAUAAUACAGGAACAGUACAGAGAUACAAACAGACCUCAUCACAAUCACUGUUACAGCCAAGAAUUCUCAUUUGAGUAAUAAGCGAGCAUCGUCCCCGUCUUGUCUUCCAUCCAGCCUGGCUCACAGACGACAUAAAUCAAAGGGUUAAAUCCCUUCAAGUGACCAGUGAAGGAUGCUGAAAUGCAGCCUUGCUCUGGUUCUUGAAAGAAUGGUGCUUCUUAACAAAGUGGAAUUACAAAAUUUCUCCAAACCUACUUCAGUGAGCCGGAGAAGACAGACUCUUAAAAUUACACAAAUAAAAUUUAAUGGUCAGGUUAAAACCAUUUCAAGAGGGAUUUCCACUCAUUUUUCAUAUCGGUCUUCCUAAACUGUUACUCUUCAGAACACAGACACUGUAUUACUCCCAUUUAUACUCCAAACAGCAGACACAUUGGGUCACAAACGCAAAAUACAGUCGUCUCUCUCUCUCUCUCUACUUGUUCAUAAUGUUUAUGUGUUUUUGCGCAACAAUAAUCGUGAUAAUGUCUGAGCGUGCAGGUGUUUGUGUUGAACAAUUUUGUAACAUUUGUACAAAGCCUUGUUAAGUUAACCUUGUAAAUAUAAAUAUUAUGUUAUCAUAUUUGUUUUUACUUUUUUAGUUCUUUUUUUAUGGUUUACAAAAAGUGCGUACAAGUGCACAGUCAUUUCUUUCAAGAUGUUACUUGAAAUGUUUCCCUUAAUAUAUUCUUUUUUGUUUUAUAUUCUCUCUAUAUAUAUAUUAUAUAUAUUUUGUAUUAAAGUAAAAAAAAAACUUUUAUUGUAAUUUCACCUCUUGGGUGUACCUGUUCAAAGGAGACGAGACAAACAUGAGUAACCCUGUUCCUUAUUUCCUCGUAGAUGGCCUUCUUCUCUGACUCUCAGCACUGUGCAGAAAAACUUUAUCUCACGAGAUGUAGUCUGAUACAUACGUUUAUCUGGUGACUAUACGUUCAGCAAUGUUGCAUCAACAUGUAGCGAGAAAACAACAAAACGUUAUCUGGUAAUUAUUGCAUUAUAUUGGACAGUUUGCAGGCAGCUCAGGUCCACACUGUGAUGACUGACCUCAUCAUUUGUUUUGUUGUUCAUGUCUGAUUACUGAGCAUUGCCUUCACAGAUCUGCUUGCAUUUGUUUGCUCGGGACAAAGCGUAGCCCCUCUGGUAAUAAAAGACAGAGAAGAAGCCCGACAGUGUUUGUUUAGCAGACUGUUAAAAAUAUGGUGUAGUGCAUACAAACGGCUACAUUUUCACUUCAAGCAAUUACGUGUUUUCAUCACAUCCCCUCUGAGGGUUCAUCUGGCUGCACAUUUAUUACCUUGAGGUUACAUGACAAGGAGAUUUCCAUAAGGUCAGGCUCUAAUAAAUCCUCCCUGACAGGGGGAAACGGUACAUUAGAGGAAAUGAAUACAGAAUACACGCUAACAAUCUGUUGUUUUUAUCUCUUGUUUUGACCGUGGAGCCAAUUUGCCAUCAGAAAAUAACACAAACAGGAGGUGCAACUUCCAAAGCUCGCUUGUUUUCAUCUGACCAAAAAGCCCAGUGAAAAAUAAUGAUGAUAAUAAUAACAAAUGAUAAGUUAUAGUCAUGUCUUACCUCAAGAUUUUUUCUACAAGUGCCUGAUUUCUGGAAUGUGUUUUUGUUCUGCAGUGCCAUGCUCGGUUCUUGUCUUUCCGUUUCCUUUUGUUGAUUCUGGGUCUCCUCCCUCCUCUCCUGUGGUCGACGGUAUAACUAAGGCACUGACCCAAAGAUGUGUACAUUAAAUACAAGUGGUCUGAGAGGCUGUAAAAAUGAAAAGAAGCACACUUCAAGCCAAGGACAUGUCUAUGCACUCUCUUUGCCUUUAACACAGGCAUUAACAGCUAUUACCGAUGCUGCUCAGAGGGAAGAGGCAUAGGAUUCUCUCAGCUGCUUUUUCUUAACAAACUGAGGCCAUCUCUCUUUGCCUAGUGAUCCACAGUGUGUGAAUAUGGUACACCUAACAAGCCCUACCCUAAAAAUUGCAUUAGGUCAUACCAGACAACAUCCCGUUUCCUAAAGACGAGCUAACAGCUCAUAACUUCAUCAGAAGGAAAACGCAACACGUGGUGUGUUGUCUGAAAUGUGAUUCACCUAAUGUCUCGUUGUUGUAUUUUAAAAUCUUUUGUACAUACUAUCUUAAUAUGUAACAUACUGUAUUGUGUACAUUUGGAAUUGCUUUUGAGUAUAACUAAUAUGAAAAUGACUGGACUUAAAGGUUGUCCGCCUGAAACCAUUUCCCUCAUGGCUGUGUGCUUUAAAGCAAGGUUAUAUGAUGUAAAUAAACAGAACUAUGU